GGGGCCCCCCGGGCCGGGGCGAUGCCCCCCUGCAGCCGCACGGACUGAGCCGGGGCCGGCCCGUGCAUGGCCCAGCCAUGGAGGUGGUGGACGAGACGGAGGCUCUGCAGCGCUUCUUUGAAGGCCACGACAUUAAUGGAGCUCUGGAACCGUCCAACAUUGACACCAGCAUCCUGGAAGAGUACAUCAGCAAGGAAGACUCUCCAGAAAUCUGCUUCCCUGAGAUCCCUGCUCCCGCCAGCUACACACACCCCCAGCCCUCCAGCUCCGCCGGCAUCCCUGCGCCUCCCAGCAGCUCCAUCAGCAGCGUGAGCAAUCCCUCUCCCAGCCCUGCCCUCCACCUCCCUCCCGCCGGCAGCCAGCUCCCCAUCCGCCAUGGUCCCCUCCUGGCCAAUCCCUGCGGAGCCGCCUACGGAGCUCACCUCAACUGCAACAACAACAACGGCAUGGUGGUGCCCAAGGGCUUCCUGGCUGGCCACUGCCUGAACAGCGUGGUCCCUCCAAUCAAAUCAGAGCCCAAGGCCUCCUACGCACCUGGCACUUUGCCGGACUCUCCCCCAGAUUCCGGAUCGGAAGCCUACUCCCCUCAGCAGGUGAACGAUCCUCACCUCCUCCGGACCAUGACUCCCGAAAAUAUGUGUCACAUGACUCCCCCUUCCCGCCUGGAGCACCCUCCUCCUCCGCCGCCUCCUCCUCCACCCCCUCACCUCCAGGGUCCCCCUCCUCCGCCCCCACCGCCCCCUCACCCCCUCCAGCCGCAGCACAAUUCCCACUUUCCCGGCCUGCAGCGGGAUAUGUUCCUGAAGGCCGAGCCCCUGAUGCCUCCGUACAGCGUCGGGCCGGGAAUGGCGCCCGCCGAACUCCACCAUGCCCAGCAAUCCCAGAUGCUGCACCAGCUCCUCCAGCAGCACGGAGCAGACCUCCCGGUGCAUCCCGCCAAGAAGCGGAAACACUCCGAGUCCCCGCCCAACACCCUCAAUGCCCAGAUGCUCAACGGGCUGAUCAAGCAGGAGCCGGGAAUGGGAUCGGUUCCGCUCAAUCCCGACCGCGUCCAGACGCCUCCCUGGCACCAGCCGGGAGCGCUCUCUCCAGGCCUGAUCCAGGAUAAUGACAGCCUGAACGGCUCCUACCUGGAUCCCAACUUCCAGUCCAUCAAGUGGCAGCCACACCAGCAGAACAAGUGGGCAACUCUGUACGAUGCCAACUACAAGGAGCUCCCGAUGCUCACGUACCGCGUGGAUGCCGACAAGGGCUUCAACUUCUCCGUGGGAGACGACGCCUUCGUGUGCCAGAAGAAGAACCACUUCCAGGUCACCGUGUACAUCGGAAUGCUCGGCGAUCCCAAGUAUGUGAAGACUCCCGAGGGCCUGAAACCCUUGGAAUGCUUCUACCUGAAGCUGCACGGAGUGAAGCUCGAGGCCUUGAACCAGUCCAUCAACAUCGAGCAGUCGCAGUCGGACCGCAGCAAACGGCCCUUCAACCCCGUCACGGUGAACCUCCCCCCCGAGCAGGUCACCAAGGUCACUGUGGGGCGGCUGCACUUCAGUGAGACCACGGCCAACAACAUGAGGAAAAAAGGCAAACCCAACCCGGACCAGAGGUACUUCAUGCUGGUGGUGGCCCUCCAGGCACACGCCCAGAACCAGAACUACACGCUGGCAGCCCACAUCUCCGAGCGGAUCAUCGUCCGGGCUUCCAACCCAGGGCAGUUUGAGAGUGACAGUGACGUGCUGUGGCAGCGGGCGCAGCUCCCAGACACCGUGUUCCACCACGGCCGCGUGGGAAUCAACACGGACCGCCCGGAUGAGGCCCUGGUGGUCCAUGGCAACGUGAAGGUCAUGGGGUCCCUGAUGCACCCUUCAGAUGUCCGAGUGAAAGAAGACAUCCAGGAGGUGGACACCACGGAGCAGCUGAAGCGGAUCUCCAGGAUGAGGCUGGUGCACUACAACUACAAACCGGAGUUUGCAGCCACGGUGGGCAUUGACAGCACCUCUGAGACAGGUGUCAUCGCUCAGGAAGUGAAGGAGAUUCUGCCAGAAGCUGUGAAGGACACUGGGGACCUGGUCUUUUCCAAUGGGAAAACCCUGGAGAACUUCCUGGUGGUGAACAAGGAGCGGAUCUUCAUGGAGAAUGUGGGAGCCGUGAAGGAGCUGUGCAAGCUCACGGAUAACCUGGAGACACGGAUCGAUGAGCUGGAAAGGUGGAGCCACAAGCUGGCCAAGCUCAAGAGGCUGGACAGCAUGAAGUCAACUGUGAGCUCUGGAGCUUUCAGCCAAACUGGGAGCCAGUUCAGCCGGGCAGGAAGUGUGCCCCACAAAAAGAGACCCCACAAAGUCGCCAGCAAGUCUCCGUCAGUUGUUCCGGAGCAGGCCUGCAUCAGCCAGCGCUUCCUUCAGGGCACCAUCAUUGCCCUGGUCAUUAUCAUGGCAUUCAGUGUGGUGUCCAUGUCCACACUCUAUGUGCUGAGCCUGCGCAGCGAGGAGGAUCUCGUGGACAUCGAUGGGUCAAGCCAGAACAUUGAUAAGACACAGAUCGUGCGAUCCACGGCUACAUCCAAUGGGGCCAGCAGCAGGACCCCCCCAGAGCAUGUCCCAGAUGAGACACAUGGAGUAGCCCUUGGCAUUCCCAGUCGCGGUGUGCUGGCCUGUUUCAGCCCUCCCUGUUUUUCCACGUGCUGCUCCAUUGCUCCCACUGGCAUCUCCUCCACUGUUCCCUCGGAGACCAACCCUGCCCAUGCCGCCAACCGGACAGACCAAAGCCAGCCCUCCCUCCUGCCAGUGACAAAUAUCAAAGCCAAAUCCAGGGGCAUCACCGGGAAAUCCGCCUCCUACACCAAGUGGCCAAAGACUCCUGACAGGUCUCAGAGCUUCGGCAGCCCCAAUGCCAGCCCCUCCUCCCCCUUCUCCCACAUCCAGGGCAAAUCCAAGUACAUCUCCAACCUCUCGCUCUCCCGCAGCAACUCCCGGCAGCAGCGCAGCCUCCGGCAGCCGGUGAGCGAGCGGCCCCGCACGGAGCAGCCCGGCAUGGAUGGGCUGAGCCCGGUGCUGCAAUCCAUCCGGAUCCUGGAGAUCAACCUGGCCAUCCAUUCCCAGUACUGCGCCGCAGCUGACGCCUGCAGGACUGGGAAUUUCAGCUACCGCAUCCCUGUGAGCCAGCAGACAGCCGUGAACACCAACCUGACCCUGGAGAUGAACUCCUCCUCCACUGUCUCCAUCUCCCUUUGUGACCUUGUCUCCAGUGAUCCCUGCCAGGAUGCUGUGAGCAGGAACAGCUCCACUGACUCCACAGAUGCACAGGACACCACGCACCGCUGGCCCCUGGUGAUGCUGUCCUUCCGGGAGUUUUCCUACCACUUCCGAGUGGCACAGCCGGGCCGAGCCAACUGCGGCACUUCUCUGGAGCAGCUGGGACACCUCUUCACUGACUAUUACUUCCAGUUCUACUGGCUCUGUGAGUGAGUCCCGGCAGCACCAGUGCCCUCUGCUCGGAGACAGGAGGGGAACUGGUGCCACUGGGAGCCUCCCGAAUUCCCUGCUCCGCUGGCCCCCAGCCCCACCUCAUCCCCGUGUCCUGCGGCAGCUCCGGAGCUGGAAUGGUGAUGGCUGGAGACACUGAAGCUCAGGACAGACAGGACCUAAAAGCCACCACCAGCCCUGUGGUGGCUCCUGGGGGGAUCUCACACCGAUUCCCAGCAUCCCACACCCCUCUCCUUCUCUUAGGGGGAUGUUAGUGUCCUCCAUCACUUCCCCCUCCCCUUCCAACACUGGAUUUGGAAGCAUCACACCAGACUGAGCGUGGACAGCUCUGCCACAUCUCUGAGGGGUGCUCCUUCCAUGGACAGGAGCCCUACCCGGUGCUCCCAGAUGUCCCACAUCAGUUCUUCACAACACUGGAAUUGCUUCAACACUGGAGCCAUUUCCAAGAGCCAAACGCUGGAGUUUGGCCUGGAAAGGAUGGCUGUGCCUGGACCUACUGGAAGUUCUACACUGGAGUUGCUGUUCCUUCUGCUUGGCCCAGGGCCCUUUCCCACAGACUUCCCAGAGACUCCCAGACCUGCCAAUGUUCCUCUAGGAACAACCGGAGAAGGAGCAGCUUUAACGUCAUCCCCCCUCUUCUUUGUGCUCUUAAAUCCCAUAUCCAUGUGGGAUAUCCAGGUGUGGAUGGAUAAAACCCCACUCAAGCUGCUGCUGAGGCCAUGCCACACCUGGGGACACUUGUCCCCAAGCCAGGGGUGACAAAUUACCGGGACUUACCCACAUUAAGUGUGGUAGGAUCCGUUUUUAUCCACUUGGAAGCGGUAUGUGCGGAGCUGCCUGGUCGGCUCUGGAGCCAGUGCCAACCUCUGCCCAGGUGUGCAGCACUGGCAGAGCCUGGAGUGCCCUGCGGAGCAAGGCCAAGUCCCUGGGAGCACCAGGAUCUUUGUCCAGGCAGGAUCUCUGCCUCAGGAAAGGGGUGGUGUUCUCCCAAAAGUUGGGAUGGCAGCAGCUGCAGGCUGUCCCUGCCCUCACAGAGCUAUGCUGGGAGAAUUUGGGAUAUUUUACUGUUACAAGUCCUUAAAUUGCUAAACUACUGAAUUCUUGUGGGGUUUAAGCCGUAAAAAACCCCAGGAAUUUCCUUCUGGCCCCAUUGAGCCACGUGUGUCCUGUGGGAAAGUCAGGUGGCUCCCUGUGCUUCCUCCCCAUCCUGCUCCUCGUGCUACAGAGGAGUUGUCUGUGUUCCUGGAGGCUCAGCCACCUCCAGGGUAUUCCAAGAUGGAUUUCCCUGAGGAAACAAGUGAGGGGGGAAUGCCACAUGCUGAUCCUAAGAACACUCUAAAUCUGCUCUGGAGAAACAAAGAUGGGUUUUUUCCAGGUAAACUGAUGGUUCCUGGGCACAUCUGGUUUUAUCUCCCAUCAUCCCCCUCCUGAGCUUAUCCCAACGAAGCAGCCCUGAAAUUCCUGGUGAUGUCACUUUUUGAUUUGGCAUCUGCCCCCUGUUUGUAGGGAGGUUUUCAAGGCCUGGAAACACUGAAUUAUAGUUACUAAAAUCCACUGAAUCCUGGGAAGCAGGAAUAGUGGGUGAGCAGGGCAUUCCAAGCAGCCAUGCAGUUGGAAAACCCAGUUUUGGAAAGCUCAGUGGGACAACAGACACCCCAAGGCUUGGGUAUAACUGUGCACAAGCAGAGGGGCUCCGUGCUCAGCAGGAUUCUCUGUUUUACCCUGAAAUUAGGAAGGAAACACCUGGAUGUAGCUGAGUGCUCUUCCCUCCACCUGCCCUGAGCAGUUUUUCCUGGUUUUAAACUGGGAAAUUACUUCCUUGGCAGGUUUAUUGUUCCCUUGGCAAUCAGUGGCCCAGGCUGGCACAUCCUUCCUCAGGUGAGUGAUGCUGAGCUGGGAUAAAAGCUCCUGGAAGAGUAAACAGGGAAUGUUGGGGGGGCCAGAGCCUGCAAUCACCACCCCCCUCAGCCAAGACACUCCAGUACAUUCCACCCCCCUCCUGAGGGAAGGAAUCAAUCAGUGGUGGCCCAGGAGGAGUUGGGAUCUCUCAGGUGUCCCCAGGAUGCUUAGCCAUGGGAUUUUAGGGAGAUUCCCAUCAAACCAAGUGCCUGGAAACAUCUCUAGUGCCUUUUUCCUUAUGGAACAGUCCCAAGGAAGAGUGUUUUCCCACAUAUAUUCACAAAUGCUGCCUCAGACAUGGUGCCCAGGUGGUUUAACUGGGAUGUGGCAAUUCCUGGAGUGCCAAAGCCAGCCCUACCCACAUGGAGCUGGCAGCAGUCCCUGGGAUCAGGAGAGGACAGGGAUUCAGGAUGAAGUUUUUAGUGUCAAUAGUACCUUAUGUCUUAAAGUGGCACAGGUUGCCCAGAGAAGUUUUGGAUGUUCCAUCCCUGGAAGUGUUCCAGGACAGGUUGGAUGGGUUUGGAGCUGCCUGGACUAGUGGAAGGUGUCCCUGCCCAUGGCAGGGAGUGGGACUGAAUGGGCUUUAAGGUCCCUUCCCACCCAAACCAUUCCAGGAUUCCAUGAUAAAAAUCAUCCAUCGGGUGCUGCCCAGCAAGGCAGCAACGAGCUCCAGAGGGGUUCACGUAAAAUGAAGGAGUCAUAGAAUUGCUUCCAGGCCCGUGGAAACAGCUGUCUGCAUGGAUUUCCCCCCCAAAACGCAUCUCUGCCCCUCCCCUGUCCCCAAUCAUUACCCUGUUCACAAUCAGGCCUUUCCCUGCCUGGGACAGAGGGAAUUCCGAGCCCACCUCUCCAGCUUGGGGAAAUCCCUCCCCAUCCAGCAGCAGAGACAUUCCUGGCAGGAAGGAAGACAAAAGGGUGGAGAAUGAGGCUGUCUGGGAGUUGUUUCAAAAGCAAAUUCCCAACUCUUCUGUCCUACUGUUGGAGCUUAAAGCCUGUAAAUAGAGACUAUGGCACCACUGGAAGAAUUAAGGAAAAAAAAAAAACACCACGUAAAGCACUAAUUUUGUUGGUUUAAAUGUUGCUGCCACAGCUUUAAUCACUGUAUUUUGCCAGCCAGUUCGUAGAGUUGCAUUUGUAGCAGGUUAUUAUUGAUUCCUGGUUUUUAUUUGUGGGGAAGAAGCGUGGUUUCCCUCUUUUCUUCCUGAUUUAUAUUUAUAUUUUGCUGAAUUUGAGGGCUGAGUUUCCGGAUUCCCCGGAUUUUUUUUUUUUUUGUUUAUUUGUUUUGUUUUGUUUUGCUUAUUUAGACUUUGUUUUAUGCUGGAGGUAAAUGUGCCCAUAUGAAUAAAAUAUAUAAAUACUGCUUUGUAUCCAA
Molecule: messenger RNA, 6747 nt
Organism: Serinus canaria (Common canary)
Lineage: Eukaryota; Metazoa; Chordata; Aves; Passeriformes; Fringillidae
Gene: MYRF
Product: myelin regulatory factor
Exons: 26
Coding region: 78-3458 (1126 amino acids)
Biological process (GO): positive regulation of DNA-templated transcription; protein autoprocessing; central nervous system myelin maintenance
Cellular component (GO): nucleus; endoplasmic reticulum membrane
Molecular function (GO): sequence-specific DNA binding; DNA-binding transcription factor activity
Source: RefSeq, a predicted model, not a curated record